Molecule: messenger RNA, 6370 nt
Organism: Procambarus clarkii (red swamp crayfish)
Lineage: Eukaryota; Metazoa; Arthropoda; Malacostraca; Decapoda; Cambaridae
Biological process (GO): regulation of transcription by RNA polymerase II
Cellular component (GO): chromosome
Molecular function (GO): chromatin insulator sequence binding
Source: RefSeq, a predicted model, not a curated record
UGCAGACGACACGGAGGCCGCCGACGCCGCCCGCUCUCCUCUCUCCCUCCCUCCCUGGCAGCACCACGGUCUCCCAGGUGAGAGACAACACCUUCCUGCAGGAGACACUGUCGACAGUGUCUAGACCCGAUAGCUAUGUCAAAUUCUUUAAGCUCAUUCCUGGUUCGAGGAUCAAGCCAAACAGCAGUACCAUAUGAAGGGGAGACGUCAGGGUCGUCAAUGGCAGUGGGAGGUUUCUUGACCGAGUUAACAACAAACUCGCAUGUCUCUUCAUCCUUCCUGGCACGAUCUUCACAAACUGCAGAUGCAGCAUUUCUAAGCAGCCAACCAGGAACCUCAGAGACGUUUCUGAGCCUUUCCGAAGCCUCGGAAACGGCUGAAACAUUUCUGUCUGGUGCAGAUGAAGAUGUAGGUGGUGCUGAAGAGGUUUUGUUAAGCAGAAAUGAGGGAGAAAAUGAAGAUGUGGCACAAGGCCCAAUGCUGUACCUGGUUCCUGCUACUGGUCUUCAUGUGUUGGUUCAUCACCUCCCUCACUCUACCCAGGAGACAGUAGGGCCUCAGUUGCAAGGGGAUGACAGCUCUCAUGAACAAUUUGUGGUGGUGGGUGCACUGCAAUCUGAAGAAGAGCAAGUUAUAGUGGAAAGACCACAUGAUGAACAUUCCUCAGGAAACACCUGCCAUGUUUCAGUUGAAAAUCUGUUAACAUCUCGUAUAGCUACAUCUGGGAAUACAUCUACGACAGAACAUACUACUAAUCAAAUAUUUGACUCUCGGUUGGAAUCAUCACUUUGUCUUAAUACUGGAGUAGGUGCAUCACACACCUCAAAUGCUAGUCAUCAGGCCAAGAGAAGUGGGAAUUCUAUCUUAAAUCUUCAUACUAUUGGUGGAACUACAGAGGAUCAAAGAGGAAGUUCCUCAUUAAUUGAUUGUUCUGGGGCCCCUAUGCUUACCCUGCAAGUGCCAGAUGAAAAUGGUGAAGUAACUACAGGUGAAAUAAGAAGAGAUCUGCUUGGUAUUGAAUCUGUGCCACAUAUUAAUCUGGAGGAGAUAAUUGAGAAGUUUACAGGGGGUAGUAAUCACCACCAUGAAGUCAUUGAUCAUGCAGAAUCAAUUAAUAUUGAGACUACUACUCUCCCUACUUCAGAAGCUACCACAAGUGCAGAUGUAACUAAUAUCACUGUUUUCAAAGAGGAAUCGCUGCCACAAGAUAGGAAGACACGUUUGAAACCCCACAUUCGUAUUGCAUCUGAGCCUUCCAUCCAAAGCAGAUAUUCAGUUAAGCCACUUACAAGCCUGACUGGCAGAUCAAAUCCGAGAUCCAACAUAACUGUGAAACUCCAUAAUGAUCAUGAACUGCCUUUUGAUCAGAUUAAAAUCAAAUCUGAAUUAAGUGAGCCUAUGGAUAUUGAUGAAGAAAGUCUGUACGAUAUUGUGAUGACAUAUAGAUGCAAGUUAUGCUCGGAAGUUUUUAUUGAGAAAUCUGAACUCUUGCUUCACUAUCAAGAUAUUCACAAGCCUGGAGGAGUUGUAAAAAUCCGUGUAACAACUUCAAACAACAAUGGUCGGUCAUUACAUCCAACUGCCUGCAAGUUGUCUUCCAAAAAGUCAUUUUUUGGUACACCAGCAAAUAAUAUUAUCCUCAAGGGAGGAAGUAACAACAGGAGAGAAGCACCUAAGGAGCUGAACAUACUGUCAUGUGGAUUCUGUUUAGAAAACUUUGUAGGACUUCAUCAGUAUCAAGAGCACAUUAAUAAGGAACACCCUAAAGAAUCUGAGAAGAGAUCAAGGAAGGGAAACCAUCGCCACCGUCAUUUACAAGAACAGACUAAAUAUCCUCCUCAGCCUGGCAUUCUCAUUAGCCAUCGAAAAUCUCGCAUAUGCAAUCAGGAAGAAACAGAAGCUAACAAAUCGGAGAGUUCUGAGACCAGUAAGCGCCGUAUUCGAGCUCCCAAAAAUAUGCAGGAUCAGUAUUGGCUUCAAAAGCAGAGGCCCAAACCUGUAUUUUCAAAGGAAGUUGAAAAAAAUUUAAAGUGUCCAAUACAAACAUGCAAAUACAAAUUUUCAAGUGAAGACAACCUGUAUCAGCACCACAAAUGUCAUGGACAAGCAGGUAGUGGUGAGGAGAGAGUCUUCACUUGUCAUCGGUGUUUCCUCAAGUAUGAUAAGUGGGCAAUAUGUCAGUUACACCUGUGGAAAGCUCAUGGAGUAGACAUAGACCUCCUCACAUGUGGAAUUUGUCAUACAUACAAGACUUGCACACAACAGAAACUAGUUAUUCACCAAAAGACUCAUUCAGAUGCUCGAGACCACAUAUGUAAGGUAUGUGGAAAAGGUUUUAGACAACUGGCACAAUUGCUCAACCAUCAAGUUCUCCACAUAGCCAGUUCCAAGAACCUCCCUACCUGGGCACAGAAAGGGUAUUGCAGUGAAUGUAAGAGAUGGUUUGGGGACAAGAAGCUCUUGAAGCAUCACAUUAGUGCUGUACAUUUGAAAUUGAAACCUCAUGCAUGUCCGCAUUGCUCAUAUAAAUGUUCAAGAAAGUUUGAUUUAAAAGUUCAUCAAAGGAAGCAUACCGGUGAGCGGCCACAUAAAUGUGAGCUGUGCGGUUGGCAGUGUCGAGACCACAAUGCAUUAAGAAGACACAAACUUAUUCACCUUCACUUAAAGCCAUUGAAAUGUCCACAUGCAUAUUGUUUGUUUGAGAGCUGUCAUACUGCAUACUUCAAGAGGCAUGUUACAAAAAAACAUCCAAAAGCAGAGGCCAUAUACAAAUGUCAGAUAUGUUCAAUGGAAUCCCCAAAUUUGCAAGAAUAUAUAACACAUUCUACAAAUCAUGAGAAGCAGUUGGUUAAGGAAGCCUUUAAGAAAAGGAGUGAAUCUUCAGAUGUUAAAAUUAAUACUGAAAAUACAGAUGCACAAAAGGACAAGCUAGAGUCUACAGAAACGACAGUCAUUAAAAUUGAUAAACAUAAGAAUGCUGAAGAUUGCAGCACAAUUCAAGAUGGAUCAGAUUCAUUUGUGUUUGAUUCUGUAAAUACCUCUGUUAGUAACUUUGAUUCCCUUAAUACCUCUGGUAGCAACUUUGAUUCUGUUAAUACCUCUGUAAGCAACUUUGAUUCUGUUAAUUUGAGUAGCAACCAUAAUACUCAAGUAAUAACUAUAAACUUAGGCAAUGUGGGGGAACCAGAUACCACAGUGUCAAAUUGUGUCACUUCUCGUAAUGAAAAAGAUCUGUUGUCCCUUAAAGAGCCAAUACAUUUCAAGCAUGAAAUUAAAAUGGAACAAGAUGUGAAUGUAACUGCUUCAAUUUUAAACCUCAGUAUUCCUGAAGAAGGAAUCAUAGAUGUUGCUGCCGCUGAAGAGAAAGCCAUAGAUAAUGUGGGAGGAGACGAGGCUUUAAUGACUCUACCACAAGUUGUGGUGUCACAAGAUGGUCAUCAGUAUAUUAUUGGAAUUUCUUCAGGUGAGAUGAGCACCAGUCAGAAUAGUAUCUUUACUAUACAGCAAGCAGGACAUUAGUAGAUCUAAGGGAACAGUCUCAUAAAUGCAAAAUUUGCAUUUCAGUUAACCUAUUCAGUUAAAUUUUUGAUGAACUGACAUGUAAAUCACUUAAGAGCAGGGCAACUAUGCAAGAUUUUCUUAAGUGCUGUCAACCUUUUUCGUUCGAGAGAGAAAUAAAGGUUUCGCUAAAUAUUCCUUCCCUGACAUUACAGAACAUUACACAUGUAAGGUUUAAUCCAUUAUUAUGGUAAUUCAGUGGUGUCUGCCAUAUUAUAAGUACUCUACAAGUGAACAGCUUUUAAUUAUUACUGCCACUUUGUGAUAUCUCUUGUUAAUUGUGUGCAGCUAUUAUAUACAGGUAUUUAUACUGUAUUUUAUUGUGGAAAAUGCCUGAACUGCAGUUGUUCUUUGGCAUUAAAGGGAACAUUAGUACCCCUAAUCAGCCUUGUGACAUAUUAUACCAAGUAAUUUGAGGUAUUUAUAAUCAGGUUUCCUAGUAUGGAAUAUCUUAUGUUUUUUUUUUUAAUUUCCAUGAGUAUCUUGAGAGCUUCUGCAACGACAUGAAACUUAAAAUGCUUGCGAGUAGAAUAUAUAGGGCCCGUAAUGAAAUUGGACAGCAGAAUGUAGUCUUGUGGAUUAAGUUUUUAAAACCAAUUUAAAGCUAUCCUUGAGUGGCGUUAUGUCUCCAUAAUGUUAUAUUGGAGACUGAGAUCUUGGCAUACACCCCAAUGCCAAGGAAUGUACUCAAUGGUCUCGCAUUGAGUUGAAACUGAAAUUUUGCUACAGCUAACAUUAUCUUAGUUUAAAAGUAUCUUGAAGAGGCUAAUAAUAUUCACUUUGAAUUUGCUGUGGAUGCCUGAGAUGAUUACAUUAUACCAUAUACAGUAUAAAGUUUCAUCAUCAGAUAUUUUAUUUCUUUAGGAUGAUAUUGUGCAGUACAGGUGUUUGGUUAUCUCAAUAUAUCAAGUUUUUUUAAUUGGUAUGCAUUUUACAUUGUAUCAUCUGACAUUGGCAUUUUGAGUCUUUUUAGUCGAUUGAUAAAAAUAUAUAAUUACAGGAAUUAUAUUUAAUAAAUAUACAGUAUAUUAGAAAUUGUUAUAUUCUAGGUUACUGUCUCGACAAUGCUUCAACAAUAUCAUUUAAAUUUGUUGUUACUUAUUCCUUGAGUGUAAUGUCUUACACUUGAAAUCUUGAAGAAUGAAUUGUAUAUACAGGUAUUAUAGAUGGCAUUAAUAAUACUUUUCUGUAAAUCAAGUUUAAAUAUAAUUAUUUUAAUAUUAAAAUAUAGUUCCCAGUCUUGUUUGCAUAAUUCCCUGACCACCUGUCAUUAGAAAUAUUUUAUAUGAUGGUGGUUGGCAACUUCAGUAUGACCAGUUCUUUCUCCAAUUCCAUACUAACCAGGAUCAGUUGGUAUCGGCCGUUCCCAUCUCAAAGCAUGGCUGCUUUGAGAGGGAGUGUGUGCUCGCUCUUAACCCUUAACAGUCAUAUCUGUAUGUAACUGAUUGAAUUUGGGAACAUGUGACUGAAUUAUUUGUGUAUGUUCAUAAUAUUUUGAGAAGCUGUGUCAUUUAGAAUAGCACUCUUUUUUUUUUAUUCUCGGGACUUUAAUAUUUUUUUUGUAUUGUACUCUUUAUUCAAGAUUAGACACAUUUGGUAUGUGACACAAUUUUGUUAACAUUAUGAAAAUGGUGUGUGUGGGAGGGGUUAGGCAUUCUGAUGAAGAAGAGAGGUAACAAGGCAAUGUUAGUCAUUAAUUUUAUAAUGUUUUGAAGAUUAUUUUAUCUAAUAUAAAGGUACAUGAUCGCCACUUUAAGCUCAGCACAUCCCAGGCAGGGUGAGACGUAUAGGCAAGUUUCCUUAUACACAUUUCCUCUGUUCACCUAGCAGUGAUUAGGAACCUGGGUGUUAGUCGACUGUUGUGGGUUGCAUCCUGGGGCAUGAUCAAAUGCUGCAUAUAUCCCAGGUAUACUCGAAUUUCCCACAAACACCGCAAGACACAGCACGAGGAAAAUAGCCUGAAGGCUACACAUGAAAUAUGCCGCAAGGCAAAGAAACUUAAGAGCCACAAGGCCACUGCAACGAGUGGGCCAGAUGGUCCCAGAGUCCAAAAAAAAGGGUUCAUGCCCAAACAAGGUAACUACUACUACAUUCGAACAAAUCCACAAGGGCUCUGACGAGGAUUCAAUCCUGCGUCUGGGAGCAUCCCAGACACUGCCUUAAUCGACUGAGCUAGGCAGUGUCUGGGAUGCUCCCGGACGCAGGUACGAAUCCUCGUCACGGUCCUUGUGGAUUUGUUCAUUUGAUGCAUCACGUUAGUGUGAUUUCUGUGUGUACUACUACAUUCAUUUACCAUUGACAGGGAUCAGUGUAUAAAAUGCCUAGAGUUGCUUUGCAUGUGUUGAAUACAUUAUUCAAACAAAUGUUUUCGUGUGUACGUUCAGGUAUUUGUGGAAAAUUUUAGUUUAAAUGCACAAAAUAUGUAAUGUUGGCAAUUAAAUUGGGUAAGAUUGUUGGUUACCUACCUAGGAAUUGUUUGGAAAACAAUGUACAUUAUGUAGGUUGUUGUCUUAUUUCGUAAGAAAAUGUAUUGUGCAUUAAACUUGGAUUCUCAAUUGAAGUUCAUGCCCUCUAAUUUUUAUAAGAUUUGUUAAUAAUACUGUCCAUAUAGUACUGUACCUACAAAGCACUAUAAGUUUGCAUUUCUCUGUAGCACUGAUUGUUGAAUUUUGAAUACAUUGUCAUACAUAAUAGAAAGAGCUAAUUAUGAGCAACUGUGAUAGUUUAAAUAUACUAUAUUGUAUACAUAGAUUUGUUAAUUUUAUAAUGAUUCCUUACAUGCAUAAUGCAUUAAACUAAUAUAUUAAAAAUA